Molecule: messenger RNA, 1972 nt
Organism: Salvia miltiorrhiza (redroot sage)
Lineage: Eukaryota; Viridiplantae; Streptophyta; Magnoliopsida; Lamiales; Lamiaceae
Exons: 14
Coding region: 332-1720 (462 amino acids)
Biological process (GO): cytoplasmic translational initiation; biosynthetic process
Cellular component (GO): eukaryotic translation initiation factor 2B complex; guanyl-nucleotide exchange factor complex
Molecular function (GO): translation initiation factor activity; guanyl-nucleotide exchange factor activity
Source: RefSeq, a predicted model, not a curated record
AUUUAUUUAUAUUAUUUUUUUUAAACAAAAUUUAAAGUGAGUAACAGAUAGUAGACACCACUCCCAAGUCCCAACCCAGUUUCCAAGCGCUUGCCCCUUUGAUCCGCCGCCGUCCCCCUCACCUUCUUUCCCCCUCCCGCCUCCGCCUCCGCCUCCGCCUCCACGAUACAAUACAAUUGCAGGAUUUUUCUAGUACCUCAAUAGCAUAUUCAUCUCACCGCUGUCCAAGCUGCGUCUGUACCGGUUCCCUUCCAAUUUUCUACACCUUGCGGUCUUGGUUCUCUCUCUUGCAAGCGCACCCGCACACUCAUUGUGUGUGGGAGGUAUAUAGAUGAUGGAUUUCCAAGUUGUUGUGUUAGCAGGCGGGUUUUCCAAGAACUUAGUGCCUCUUGUUUCCAAUGAGGUGCCAAAAGCGCUUCUGCCAGUUGCAAACCGGCCAGUUAUUUUGUAUGUUCUGGAACUGCUUGAGCAAAACGACCUCAAAAAUGCUAUUGUUGUUGUUGAAGGGGAAAGCGCGGCUCUUUUGAUCAGUUCCUGGAUUUCUAUCAAUUUUGUUGAUCGAUUACAUGUUGAGGUGACUGCAGUUCCAGAGGAUGUUGGUACAGCUGGUGCUCUUAGAGCCAUUGAUCACCGCUUGACUGCGAAGGACAUCUUGGUUGUGAGUGGUGAUUUGAUAACUGAGAUACCACCUGGGGCAGUGGCGGCCACACAUAGACGUCAUGAUGCGGUAGUUACUGCAAUGCUUUGUCCAGUUCCUGUUAGUGGACUGUCAGAAUCUGGCUCAUCAGGUGCCAAGGACAAAUCCAAGAAAACAAGCCGCUACAAUGUUGUAAGCCUUGAUCCGACGAAGCAGUUUCUAUUGCAUAUAGCAGCUGGAGCUGAAGUUGACAAAGACGUACGAGCUCAAAAGAGCAUUCUUCGAGCAGUUGGCAUGAUGGAAAUUCGUACUGAUCUAAUGGAUGCUCACAUGUAUGCAUUCGAGAGAUCUGCUCUGCAAGAUGUUCUAAAUCAGAAAGAAAAUUUUACAAGUCUGAGGCGUGAAGUAUUGCCUUAUCUUGUUCGGUCCCAGCUGAGAUCUGAAUUAUUAUCAAAUGGAGUGCAAUUAGACGAAAAUAGCAACGGUCAGAAUGGUCCCCAGGACAGUAAAAUUGUGCUAUCUCAACUUCUGGCUAAUUCAUCUACACCAAAUUUUCAUGAAAUCUAUGCGCUGGGUCUGGCGGGAUCUGCUCCUAUGAGGAAAACACAUAAAUGUUGUGUUUAUGUCGCAAAUAAGAGCAAGUAUUGUGCAAGGAUGAAUUCCAUUCAAGCUUUCAGUGACAUAAAUCGAGAUGUAGUAGGAGAUGCAAGUCAUCUAUCAGGCUAUAUCUUUUCUGCCCAUAAUAACAUAAUUCAUCCAUCAGCUGUACUUGGAUCGAAGACCACAGUGGGACCACAAUGCAUGCUGGGUGAAGGUUCACAAAUGGGUGACAAAUGCAGUGUGAAGAAGUCUGUAAUUGGUCGCCAUUGUCGAAUCGGCUCAAAUGUGAAGAUUGUCAAUUCUGUUGUUUUGAACCAUGUCUCCAUCGCGGAUGGUUGCUCGAUUCAGGGCUCUAUUAUCUGCAGCAAUGUGCAGCUCCAAGAGCGUGCCGUGUUGAAGGAUUGCCAGGUAGGAGCAGGUUUCGUAGUGAGUGCAGGGGGUGAAUACAAGGGGGAAGCCUUGGCGAAGAAAGAAAAAAUCUAGUCACUCAUUUCUUUGUACAAGCCAUCCCUUGUGCUGUUGCCACUGCUCUUUUUUCUUGCUCAAGAGUAGGUCAAUUUUGUCGGAAAUUUGGUUUGGGAAAUUUUUUGGAAUAAACAAAUUGCUAAUUGUUGUUGUUUUUGGGUUUUGACUUUUGAGAUGAUUAUUGGAUGGUGUGGUUGAGUGUGUGUGCACGGUGAUAUCAUGUGAAAUUGUUGGCCUUUUUUGGUGAAAUGCAUCUGGACAAGUUGAGUA